AUGGCGAAAUUCUGCUUAUUGGAGGGUCUACCCUUCGACGUUGGCCAGCUCGUGUUUUCUCUAUUGGAUGUUCCAUCGGUGUGUCGACUUUGCAUUGCGUUUCAAUCCCGAGCUUACGUUGGUGAAAUAAGAUAUUGGCUUGCCACCACUAAGGUGGAAGUCACUCCCGAAAUCGUUGUCAAGGGCGACAUUACCAAAAUCGACUUCAACACUUUGGCGAGGCUUCCUGCACUAGAUAUUGUGGUCAAUACCACGGAUGUUUAUUUGGACUUGACACUUUGGUACCUUCGGAGAAUUGAAUUCAAUCUGAUAUCGUUGACGGUGGACAAUAAACACCACUAUCUCACGAAUUUACGUUCGGCCGACUUGAGAUUCAUGGGUUCUAAGCUUACUGACCUAAGUCUUAUUGGGACCUUGAUAAACUCUGAUAAGAUACCGAAGACACUUAAAACACUUCGACUCGAACAUUUUCGGUACAUCCCCGGGUUCGAUCUUAGUCACUUCACCAAUCUCACCCACUUCGAGGAUCGUCACUGUGAGUACAUUGAUUUUUACAACCCCCAAUUACCAGAGCUGAUUGUCUCCGUCAAUCAUGAUUCUAACCUGAGCCGUCCCAUUGAUGGGUCGAAACUUCCCAAUCUCAGACAUGUGCGCGGCCGUGUUCGAAACUUGCUAUGGGCUCAACUUGAAUCAGCCCACGAUAUCAUCCCCUCAUUAGAUCGAGCUGCUAUCAAUUUGCACACCGUACACUUGGAAAAAAGAUCCUCCUCGUUCAAAGGUCUUAAGUACCCCAACCUCAGAAUCGUCAAAAUGACAACCCCAGCGCCAGGUUCCACUUUACCUGACAUCACGGAGUAUUUCACCAAAGACCAACUCGCUCAACUUGAGUCAGUUACUGGGUGCCUGUGGGAAGUGGCGCGGAUGAGUCUACUAGAAAACGUGACGGUUUUACAUUGCCACGUCCACAAGGAAGUCACCCAGGAUUUCCCAUUGCCACCACACUUGGUGGACUGGAAGAUUUGGACCUCUGAAAGUGUGAAAGGAAUCCCGAUGCAAAUCAAACACUUCACUUGUAUUUGCUCCCGUAGAGAAAGUUUGCUGGUGAGCAUUGAUUCAUCCACUCUUCGAUCGCUUAAUGUCGAGAACUGCAGAAAUCUUUCUUUGGAUUGUGCCAAGCUUACUAAGCUUACAAUGAAAAGCGUGAUUUCAUUAACCUGUUGGGCUCCAAGCGUAACAAAUUUAAUUGUCAUACUGGUUGGGUUCGAUCCCACGUGGUUGGUUAAAUCGUUUUCUCGACUUGCGCAUAUUGAACUAGAUCGGUCUGAUUGUUGUAAUUUGGUGAUCCUGCGGCGCUUGAAGAGCGUUACGGUGAUGAAUCUGGCACUACCGCAAUUGUCCGUUUCAGCUGAUGAUGUUUCGAUCUUUUGUAGUGCACUUCCACUGCUGACCAAAAUAGAGGCUGACUCGUUGUGUUUCGGAUACGUACGGCUGAUCCCAUGUGACGUUGAACUAACCGCUACCACUUUCAAGUGCCAAGGAUCCUUGCGCGGGGUUCGAAAGAUUGUUUGUCGCGAGUUGGAAUGUGACGAAAUUGACCAUAUCCCUCUCAUGGUGGAAAAGUUGACUUGCAGUUAUGUUAUGCCCCGGAAUAUAUAUUAUUCGAGGGAAGAUCCGGCGCUGAAGCUUCUUCAAUGUCACAAGCUCCGGUACUUAAACCUCACCUCCGGGGCGGUAUAUCAAUUUAUAAGUGCCGAUAAUUGUUUGGUCUUGCCACCAUCAGUAAGGCAACUUCGGAUUGAUUAUUUCCCGGAGCUGGUUUUGACAAUCAAAACCGUGAAUCCACUCGAGUACUUCGAGUGUUCGGCUCGUAGGAAUAAGAGCCGGUUUCAUUUCAAUCAGACCCCCGUAUCAAUACGAAUUGGUAGAAACUACUCCAAUUUCCAACCUGAUUUGAUGUACUAA
This is a messenger RNA of Diutina rugosa, 1962 nucleotides long. RefSeq lists its product as uncharacterized. The record is from RefSeq and is a predicted model, not a curated record. Bases 1 to 1962 code for a protein of 653 amino acids. NCBI's taxonomy places the organism in Eukaryota, Fungi, Ascomycota, Pichiomycetes, Serinales, Debaryomycetaceae. The transcript has a single exon.